GAAAAUGACAAAUAUAAUGCACUGUCUUGUACACUAGGUGGCGGUAUGCACUUUAAGGUGUGUGCGAUCUGCCAUUAAAUCGAGAGAAGAAGAAGACUUUCCAAAGGCGGUCUGUUAUAGCAACCGUGAAGUGGAUUCACCAACAAGAAGGCUCUUUUACACCCACGAAUGGAAGUUGCUGAAUGUUGUGGGAUAUUAAUUCACAUGAUCCUUCAACGAGAGUCAAGGUGCCAUCAGAACAUUGCUAAAUGGGAAUCCUUUCAACAUCUCUGACAGUCUGGUUGGCUCCUUCCUGAGCAAUAUCAGUCUGGCAAAUAUGGAUUGUGGUGGAGGAACUAAUGACGUGCAGCAGGAGCUGAACUCUGUGGAGUCAGAGCUGGAGUUGGUGGAGCUGCAGAUCUCCGAUCUCCAGGAGAAGCAAGCUGAGCUGAAUGAACGGAAAAAUGCCCUGCUGCAGGAGCUGGAGGAGGCCUGUGAUGCCGCACAGCCAUCAUCGUCUUCCUCAAAGUCAUCUGGAGCCACUUCUGUUAUUAGCAAGCAGGAGAUGCUGCUAUAUGACGGCACAGAUUUUCCAUGGUCUGAAAAUUUGGAGCAGCACCUGAAGGACACGUUCCAUCUCUCCACGUUCAGACCACUGCAGCUGAGGGCCAUGAACCUCACUCUGUCGGGCAAAGAUCUGUUCCUGGUGAUGCCCACAGGGAGAGGGAAGAGCCUCUGCUACCAGCUGCCAGCAGUCUGCUCCAACGGUUUUACACUGGUUGUCACCCCCUUGCUGUCCCUAAUGGAGGACCAGAUCAUGUACCUGAAUUCCAUCGAUGUGGCAGCAGUCAUGCUAAAUGCGUCCAGUAGCAAGGAGCACGCCAAGAGCGUCAUGGCUGGAAUGACGGAUCCGAAGGCCCCUUUCAAGCUGCUGUACGUGACUCCAGAGAAGAUUGCCAAGAGCAAGCUGCUCAUGUCUCGAUUGGAGAAAGCCUACAACGCAAACCUGCUGAGUCGUAUCGCUGUGGACGAGGUGCACUGCUGCAGCCAAUGGGGACACGACUUCAGAACAGAUUAUAAACUGCUGGGUAUCUUAAAGAGACAGUUCCCCAAAGUGCCACUACUCGGACUCACAGCCACAGCGACCAGCAGCGUCCUCAAGGACUGUGAGAAGAUCCUGUGUGUGCCAAAGACCACCACACUGACCGCAUCCUUCAACCGGACCAAUCUCUACUACGAGGUCCGUAUUAAAGAUUCUAACCAUGAGGCAUCAAUAAGUGACAUCGCUGCUCUGAUCAAGAGCAAAUACAAGGAUCAGUCAGGAAUCGUGUACGUGUUCUCUCAGAAGGAUGCAGAGUCGGUGUCGGCUGAACUCCAGAAGAGCGACAUCAUAGCUUUUCCCUACCAUUCUCACAUGGAGCCCGCAGAUAAAUCUCGCAUUCACCGCAAAUGGACCGCCAACAAAAUCCAGGUGGUGGUGGCCACAGUGGCGUUUGGCAUGGGCAUUGACAAGCCUGACGUACGGUUUGUCAUCCACCACACCAUCAGCAAGUCCAUCGAGAACUACUACCAAGAGAGUGGACGCGCAGGCCGGGACGACCGCCAAGCAGACUGCAUCGUGUACUUUGGCUUCUCCGACAUCUUCAGGAUCAGCACCAUGGUGGUGAUGGAGAACGUUGGUCAGAAGAAGCUCCUGCAGAUGGUCGACUACUGCCAGAAUGUUGACAGGUGUCGGCGCUCUCUCAUGGCCGUUCAUUUCGAUGAGAUUUGGGACGAUGAAGGAUGCAACCAGAUGUGUGAUACUUGCCGCCAUGCAAAAGAUUACACCACAGUGGACAUCACCGAGCAUGCCAAGCAGGUGGUGCAAAUCGUGGAAUUAGCGACGUCAAUGGAUGAGAAGCUGACUCCUCUGAAGGUGGUGGAGACGUGGAUAGGGAAGGGACCAGCCAAGCGCAGGAAGAUGAUCCAGACCACCACUCUGCCUCGGCUGCAGGCUGAAGCUGUGAUAGUGAGGCUGUUGCUGCAGGGAUACCUCAGAGAGGAUUUCAGCUUCACUCCGUACACCACCUACUUCUACUUGAAGUUGGGUCGCAAAGCUCCUCUGCUGAAGGUCGAAACACACACACUCAAGAUGAACAUGAGGACGACAGCGAGUGGAUCUGCCGUAAAAGCUGUGAGUGGCAAGGGCCAAGCCAAAGAGGGAAAGAGAUCAGUUCAAAGUGCUGGAGAUGCCCCUGUGUCCAAGAAAGUCAAGACAGACCUACCUUAACCCCCCCCACCCUGUCCAGAAGACAAGCUGACAAAGACAUAUCAGCCAACGAGGAGAUGGAUGUGAUCUUUGACCCCAUUGUUGUGGGCAACAGCUGUACCACCCCACCCAAACAGAAACUA
Molecule: messenger RNA, 2370 nt
Organism: Notothenia coriiceps (black rockcod)
Lineage: Eukaryota; Metazoa; Chordata; Actinopteri; Perciformes; Nototheniidae
Gene: recql
Product: RecQ helicase-like
Exons: 17
Coding region: 317-2248 (643 amino acids)
Biological process (GO): double-strand break repair via homologous recombination; DNA replication
Cellular component (GO): chromosome; cytoplasm
Molecular function (GO): four-way junction helicase activity; 3'-5' DNA helicase activity; nucleic acid binding
Source: RefSeq, a predicted model, not a curated record